Stereum hirsutum FP-91666 SS1 is the source of this 589-nucleotide messenger RNA. RefSeq lists its product as uncharacterized. Bases 21 to 176 code for a protein of 51 amino acids. The record is from RefSeq and is a predicted model, not a curated record. Lineage: Eukaryota; Fungi; Basidiomycota; Agaricomycetes; Russulales; Stereaceae. The transcript has 2 exons.
AUGUUUGCUAUACGUUCAGGAUGGUGCGUAUCAUGUAUGCGUCGUGCUCCAUGCUAGGGUUCUUCCGCCGGUAUGUCAUCACGGGACAAGGUGGACAAAGCUGGAGAUUUUGGAUGAAGGAUAAUGAGAAUGGUACGUGCCAGAAUGACGCUACGUACCAGGUCACCGCAGAGUAACUUAGCUAGCGUGGUAGGGUGUAUGCGCAUUCGUCGCACCUGGCCUGCUUAUUACAGUGUCAAGCCAUAUGCGCCUAUUCUCGCAGAAGACCCGACGUUUCUCAUGGACUUUACAUAUGUGCGUGGACUUAUAUGGCAUCUUCAUCUCAUAUAAAGGUCUUCGAAACCUCAGAUAUCAUAAUACGAUUGAAUACUUAGUAGAGCGUCGCUCCGCCAGAGCUCGCAGCCUGGUUGGGACCCCAAAUGCACAUCGCUGUGUAUAUGCCCUGCUACUGCGCAUAGUAUGGGAAACCACUGGGUGACUAUUCGUAGGGAUCUAGGCACCUUGAGCCUACCCCAUGCGCAUAUACCCAGGGCUCGUUUGGCUAUGAAAACCUCUCCCACAAAGCUGCCGAAGCUCGUCUGUGUUUGAG